Melanotaenia boesemani (Boeseman's rainbowfish) is the source of this 1825-nucleotide messenger RNA. It is a transcript of the gene sf3a3, whose product is annotated as splicing factor 3a, subunit 3. Lineage: Eukaryota; Metazoa; Chordata; Actinopteri; Atheriniformes; Melanotaeniidae. Gene Ontology annotation, molecular function: zinc ion binding; RNA binding. Gene Ontology annotation, cellular component: nucleus; spliceosomal complex. Bases 132 to 1637 code for a protein of 501 amino acids. The transcript is spliced from 17 exons. Gene Ontology annotation, biological process: mRNA splicing, via spliceosome. The record is from RefSeq and is a predicted model, not a curated record.
ACGCCAACUCCUGUACAUGCGCCAUUGAAAACAAACGUAAAAGCGACGGCGGGGGAUUGCGCUCGCUUUGGUUGUAUUCAGAUUUAAACCCCAGUCCAGAUUUCAACAAACGUUUGUCACAUUUAUAAACAAUGGAGACUAUUCUAGAACAACAGCGUCGUUACCACGAAGAGAAAGAGAGGCUAAUGGACGCGAAAACUAAAGAAAUGUUACACAAAAAGUCCACGCUUCGGGAACAAAUUAAUUCUGACCAUCGAAUAAGAGCCAUGUUGGAUAGGUAUAUGGAUGUGAGCGCAAACCUCAGAGACUCCUAUGAAGACAAAGACGGCAUGAGGAGAGACGAACUUGCUGCCAUUUCAGGGCCAAAUGAGUUUGCUGAGUUCUACAACAGACUGAAACAGAUAAAGGAGUUUCACAGAAAGCAUCCGAAUGAGAUUUCCAUUCCAAUGUCUGCAGAGUUUGAAGAGUUGAUGAAAGCCAGAGACAACCCCAGUGAAGAGGCUCAGAACAUGGUGGAUUUCACCGAUGAGGAAGGAUACGGCCGCUACCUGGAUCUCCACGACUGCUACCUGAAGUACAUCAACUUGAAGGGAGUGGAGAAACUGGAGUACAUCACUUACCUGUCUUCAUUCGACCUGCUCUUUGACAUCCCCAAGGACCGGAAGAACGCUGAAUACAGGAAGUACUUGGAGAUGCUGCUGGAGUACCUGCAGGACUACACAGACCGGGUCAAGCCUCUGCUGGACCAGAACGACCUCUAUGGCAAAGUCCUGGUAGACUUUGAGAAGAAGUGGGAUAACGGGACCUUUCAAGGCUGGCCAAAAGAGACGAGUAGUGCUUUGACACAUGCUGGAGCUCAUCUGGACCUUUCAGCUUUUUCCUCUUGGGAGGAGUUGGCGUCUUUGGGGUUGGACAGACUGAAGUCGGCUCUCAUGGCGUUAGGACUGAAAUGUGGAGGGACUCUGGAGGAGAGAGCUCAGAGACUCUUCAGCACUAAAGGCAAAUCCCUGGAAUCACUGGAUCCGUCUCUGUUUGCCAAGAAUCCCAAAGCCAAAGGCCCGAAAAAAGACACGGAGCGGAACAAGGAAAUUGCCUUCCUGGAAGCUCAAGUCUAUGAGUAUGUGGAGAUCCUGGGGGAACAGAGGCAGCUGACUCAUGAGAAUGUGCAGAGGAAGCAGGCUAGGACGGGAGAGGAGCGCGAGGAGGAGGAGGAAGAGCAGCUGAGUGAGAGCGAGAGCGAAGAUGAAGACAACGAGAUCAUCUACAACCCUAAAAACCUGCCGCUGGGCUGGGAUGGAAAGCCGAUCCCAUACUGGCUCUAUAAACUCCACGGUCUGAACAUCAACUACAACUGUGAGAUCUGUGGAAACUACACCUACAGAGGACCCAAAGCCUUCCAGAGACACUUUGCAGAGUGGAGGCACGCUCACGGUAUGCGAUGUCUAGGAAUCCCCAACACGGCUCAUUUUGCUAACGUCACACAGAUCGAGGACGCUGUCUCCUUGUGGGCAAAGCUGAAGUCCCAGAAGGCGUUGGAGCGGUGGAUGCCUGAUACGGAGGAGGAGUAUGAGGACUCGAGUGGGAAUGUGGUCAACAAGAAGACCUACGAGGAUCUGAAGCGACAGGGAUUGUUGUAGAUGGAAAACAUGACGGAUAAUAUGAAAUGAUGUAACUUCUGCGGCGGUUCCUUUAAAUUUGAUUUGGCUCAUCACAGAUUUGCUUGUGUUUUUAUUUGUUAGUAGUAAUGUUGCUUUGCAGAUGGUGUCCCCCUUUCACAACUUUGUAAUGUAAGAUCAUUUAAAUCAUUUAAAUAAACCAGUACUUU